AGUGUCGAUGUGGUUUGUGUAGAGACGAGAGGGUGUGUGUUGUUGAAGCGAAAUGUGUACAAAUAGUCACAUUGGCAAAGCAAAGAUUCAGUUAACAGUUGACGGAAGUUUUAUUAUCAGGUGAAAAUCGGAUAUUUGAAGUGAAGUGGUGCUUUUCUUGCUCGGCAGCACAUGCGUUAGUUUAUUUCAAGAAAAAAAGAACAAGUGAGCAGAAUAGUUUACGUUUUGCGGCAAUCAUUUUUAAAUGUAUACGUACUUACUGAUAGCAGCUGUAGCAAGACAUUCUUCACAGCAUGAACUCCGAAGUAGAGUUCCACAUACGAAACAAUGAUACUUGGGCGAAACUCCCUGCUAAUGUUAAACAGAGCCUUGGAAACUCGCAGAAAGAAUACGAAAAAUGGAUAGUCCAAUUCAGCCUCGGAAAUCAAUUGAGAUACAAAGGAAAUCUCAUCAGAUUGGUUCGGAGAGAUGAACGCCGUUAUUAUGAAGAUGUGUUGGAUUAUAGCAAACAAAAUUUAAUGCUAUAUCCUUACCAUCUAUCUGAUGUUGUUGUAAAGGGGCUAAGAGUAACGCCUUUCCAAUACUACACGGCAAUGAUGGAGAGUAUUAUGGCACAGGAGAAGAGCUAUGAUUCUCUUCCUAACUUUACAGCUGCUGACUGUCUCAGAUUAUUAGGAAUUGGCAGAAAUGAGUAUAUAGAACUAAUGAACCAGUAUCGUACUCGGCCGAGGCUCUUUAGAAAGAAGACAAUUAGGGAUCUUUUGCCAGCAAAACCGGCAAAAAUUAUGGUUAAGCCAUGGUGGAAUGUUGAAGUUGGUUUGGUAAUUGAGGAUGAUAUAAAGUUGAUAAGUGAAGAAGAGAAGAAAGUUAUAGAUAAAAUUAUUGAUAAUGGCACUCAGAAAGCUGGUGAUCUUGAUAUUAAUCUGAUACAUAAUCUCUAUUUGAAGGGCCUUAUCUACCUGGAUGUUCCUAUUGAAGAUGAUGACUGUAUAAUUGUACCACCCUUGAAAGGAUUUGUAAUGAAUCGUGUACUGGGUGAUUAUUUUGAAACAUUACUCUACAAAAUUUUUGUAUCCAUUGAUGAACAUACAACAGUGGGUGAGUUAGCAAAUGUACUCCAGAUUGAUCCUCAGGCAGUAAAAAAUGCUGUUUCCUUGUAUUGUCGUCUUGGAUUUGCGUACAAAAAAUGUGUUGAAGAUGAUCCAGAGGAUACAAAUGCUAUCUGGAAAGCGGGUGAUCCUUCUAGUAAGAAGAGCAUAUCAGUAGAACCAGUACCUCUUGACCUGACUUCGCCAUUUAGUGAAGCAGUUACAACACCCACUGAUGAUGCAUCAAGUGGUACAGAAGAGGUCGAAGCAGCCUUCUUAUCAAACCAGCCACGAAGUAUGCGCAUUGCCUUCCUGUUUGAUUCAACACUAACUGCAUUCCUCAUGAUGGGCAACUUAUCUCCAGGGUUGAAGAAUCACGCAGUAACCAUGUUUGAAGUGGGGAAGCUAUCUGAUGAAUCACUAGAUAGCUUUGUUACUGAACUAGAUAGCAUAUCAACAGUGGAUAGUGAAGGUGAAGCUCAACGAUACUUUGAACAUGCCUUCAAUUUACGUUCUACCAUUGGAUUUUUACGGAGCAAUCCUGCCAUGGGACAAGAUCUGAACUUGCCUCUAGAUCUGGUACGCUGUGAAAGCUUGCAGUCUUUAGAUCCUGCUACCUGCACUCGCCUGCUUGUUAAGAAUUACAGGCUGCUUGUUUCGAUGGCACCACUGAGUAAAGAAAUAAGACCAAUUAGCAGCUGUAUGCCACCUCACCUAGGACCUGCUAUUCCGGAAGUAAAUAGUGUGUGGUUUAAACUGUUCAUAUAUUAUAUUACUGGAUAUGGUCCUCCAUCUCUACUUCUAGUGAAAGGUUCUCGAAUUAAGAGGCUACCAGCUGUAUUCUGUAAAUAUGAAAAGCUCUUGGUGACUACAUGGGGACAUGAUCCUGGAGUUCUACCUGUCAGUAAUAUUAUUUUUACCCUCAAUGAAGCACUUUGCCAUUCAGCUGUUUUGGUCCAGGCUUAUGGUAUUAGCCGAGUAGCAGAAACAUUCUUGGUACCAUUUCCGAUGUCUUCAAAACCACUAGCAAUUGGUGGCAGUUUUCAGAAUGUGUGCACCACUGAUGUUGAUUGGAAUUCCCAUCCUGCUGUAAGGAAACUGUCUGACGUUAUUGAUCUGAAGUGCAGCUGUGGCUUUAUAACUAUGGUUGAUACAGAGAACAGUAUAGAUGGCCAUACUAAUAAAAGUAAUUUCUAUAGGCACACUCCAGAAGAAUCUAAGUGCAUUUCGCCUAUCUCCAGUUCAGGAUCUAAUGUUGAGAGCUUUGUAGAAGCUUGGGUGAAAACAGGAUCCCCAGAUGACACAUUUGAAGAGCCCACUAGUGUAGAUUUAUUACCUAGCAAUGGCUUCACAAAUGGUGAAUGUGCUUCUGUCUUAAAAAAAGAAAUAGAUAGCAUAUAUCCUGAAAAAUUAAAUAUUAAAUCAAAGUCUGUUGACAAUGAAAUUAGGAAUGACAGUAGCCUCUUGUCCUCAGAAAAUGAUAGUAGUGAAAAGAGAGAUCUUGAGAAUAUAUCUACAGAUAUAAAUCGAUGGACUCUUUUGGAGUGUAGUUUUGGAAUUCCACUGUUUAACCAGGAAAUAAACAGAGAAAUUUGCAAGAAUAUCCUCCAUUACAAACUGUAUCAAGAAGAUAGUCUGCGUCAACUUACUCAUUCCAGUCGUAAAUUGUGCCUCAACUUGUUGGACUUCAUAGCUAAAUUUCAGGAGUUACCAGUCCUUCAGGAAGAGUUAAGCAAUAUUUACAAUAAACAGCUCAGUAAUGUUGUUUUGCCAACAAGAAAUCUUCUGUUUAUUGGUGGGGAGCUGAGAACUUGGGAUGGAAAAUGAGAACUGUCACAACAAAGGUAGCUGUUUCUCAAGCAGACUGACAUUUCCUGAUCUUCGGUUGGAUUCUUUGACAAAGAGAAAUUCUGUGUUGCAUAAUAUUCAACUAUCCACCAAAUAUCAAUUUGAAUGAGUUUUUAAAUUCCACUUGCAGUCAGAGGUACAAAAUGCUAUCUCUGAUUGUUCUCUUGUGUGACAGCUUAAACAGAAUUUAGUUUCUGUACAAUUCAAUCUAUAUUUUGUUUAGUUUUGUUUAUUUGAGUAUAUACCUGUAGCUACUUUUACACCAUUCCUUCAACAGCUGCCCUUCAUUGUUGGUGCCAAUAGGUUCAGCAGUGUGUUAUCACCAUUACUGUAUUCUAAUCCUAGUUUUGUCCGACCAGGUAGAUAAUAGCAGACUGCAGUUAUCAGUUGUCAUUACAGUACCAAUGACAUGUUUGUAACAUUACAUUUUAAGAUAUAUGUAUUACUCUAUGGGCAAAUAUUUAUUUCCAAUAAUAUUGUAGUAAACUUUAAUUUUAUUGCUUUUGUUGGGCAAUACAAUAUUGUUCUUUAAUGGUAUUGUUUGUUGAUGUUCUUUUUCAACAUAUGUGCAAUUGAUAUAAUUUGACUUUGGUGCUUUUUCUCAUUGCCAGAUACUUAUAGGGAGUUAGAAGUGAAAGCAUUGUAAUUCUAUCUCACAUUUUAGUAUUGUUGUUGUAGAUCAUCACAGGAGCCUGUUGGAAAAAAAUAUUUAGUAUUCUUUAAAUUUAGUGGUUCAUGUUCCUAGCUGUUCAAUCAAACAGCUUUGUGCAAAUUGUCUGGGCUUCAUUCUUUGGUACAAUUAUAUUAGAUGUGUGACUAUUGAACUCUAAUGAUUGUUGCUCUGUUUGGAAGACUCAUCAUCUGCUUCCAUUGUCAUGUGUAUUUGUAUGUAAAAGUUUUCUCUUUUGUUUUUAAAGAUGCUAUGCCUGAAACAAUCUGAGCUUUCAUGGCCUAAGUGUGUUGUGUAAUAAGCAGGUGCAACAUUUCUCAUAAGGCUACAUGGUUUUCUUCUAUUGGUAUUUUGUAAGGUACACAUGGGAAUAAUAGCUAUUGUGUAUAACAUUUUUAGUUUUAUCUAAGUAUUUGUAUGACAUGGACCGAUCUGUUCAGUGUGUAAACUGAAAGAUUAAAUUUCACAUAAAAUGAAUAAUUGAAGUAACAUAGACCACAUAUGUUUGUAGAUUUCUGUAUCAGGUAAACUGACAUGGUUUCAGAGCGGAUUAUCCUCAAAUGUCCCUUUUUUUUCAGUGUGUUAUGUCAAAACCUUGUGCUUUCUGUCUGUUACACCAUUUGCUGUUUUGACCUAGUAUUCUCAUAGUCAGGUAUCAAUCACAGCUUUUAUUGGCAGAGAUGAAUAUAUAAUUUAAAGUUCAAAAUAGUAUAAUUAUCAUAAAAAUCUCAAUUUUCAUACAAUAAAUUGCAAGAAGGCAUGAAGGACAUGGUGUACUGAUAAACACAUCAUUCCACUUUUCUUAGUUGUAGAUAAUGUGAUGAUAUUGAUAAUCUGCAUAUUUUGGCAAAAACUGUACCUUCAUUAAAUUAAAUAAUUGCAUCCCUUUCUUUACAUCCAUGUGGUAUUUAUAACUGACUGGCAGCUACACAAGCUGAUUGCAUAAUUUGGAAUUUUUGCUUGUGAAAGUACAAUGUUAGUAUGGUUUCUUUUAGGUUUGUAUUCUCACUGUUUCUUAAGUGAGGAUGGUUGGAAUAAAAAUUAUUCUUUUCAUGCUGUAUUAGAAUAUUCUUGUUCAAUAAAUCAGAAUUAUAUGUAAUGUGCUCAUAAACUGACCACUGUAGAAGAAAACUGCAGUAACUGCAAGUAUGUUUAAUAUUACAGUGUCAGUUAUCUUUUUGUAUGUUCAAGAAAUAUGGAAUAUAAAAUUGGCAAUAUUCAUUAAAAUGACACACAGCAGCAACUUGUGGAACUGAAAUAUGUGGCACACCUGUUCUAGGUUUGUAGAUAUGGUGAUAAUUUGUAAUUAUUUGAUUACAGUUGUAAGUUCUGUACAAACAGGUGGUCCAUCUGUGAUAGCAAAACCAUUCCAUGUGUGAUGCUUAUUUGUACUAGUACACAGUUUAACUUAUGGAACCAUAUAUUUAUGUUAUUGAGUAAAUGUCCUUAUGCUUUGGUUGUACAGCUGUAUAUAUUUAAUUCUUUUCUAGUCAUUUUGAAAAACAGAGUUUUUGAAAGUGUGUUGGCUUCAGUGUUUAUAACAACAGGUAUUCAUCUUGAAAUUUUGCAAAGAUUUUCACUGAAGUCCAUCAAAGCAGAGUUAGUACAAUCAAAUAUCUUUGAUAAGUGCAAAUGGUGCUAGAAGAGAAGUUAACUACUGAACAAAGUUACUUAACCCCAGUGACUUACAUGUCAUGAUAGUGUAAAAUUUAACUGUGUAAUAUUAUUUUAUUGAUGUAGUGUCUUUUGUAUGUGUUAGGGAGAGGGUUAUGGGAAACUGCAUCAUAAAUAUCUUCAUGUGGUAGUAAUCUCUGUGGGGCAGUGUUCUGAUAGAAUUUUGUCAGUGACAUCACAGAUGACUAUAGUUGUGAUUAUUGACUGCUACUUUAAUUUUCAUGUGAUAACAAGCAGUAAGAGUAUUGUCAGUUAUGUUGACAUCACAUUAUAUUUGUACUUGAGACUUCUGAUAAUGUACCUUAAACAAAUAAGUACUUUGGAUUAAGUACAGUUAAGUAGUGACUGGUACAUGAGUGUUGCCAUAGGUGCUUUCCUUCCCAUUCUGAUAAUGUUUUGUUUUGUGGUGGUACUUCAUAUUUAAUCAUGAAAUGUGGCACAGAAACAUUACAGUUACAUUUAUUCAGUAAUAUGCAUCUGUCACUAUCAUUUCCAAAACUCAGUAAUAUGCCUAGUAACUGAUUACAGUAACACAUGUGCCCACAUAGCUCUUUUGCAACAAGUAUAGGCAGUAUGAAAACUGUGUAAUGGCCAGUCACUACUUAAGACAUUUUACUGUUAGGCUUUAUGUAAUUAAUUAGUAGGAAUAACAAAAUUAAUUAAUUCAUUCCAUUAGAAAGCUUUUUUUCCCCAAAUUUAGUUUUAAAGUAUUGAAUUUCAAAGUUAUUUGAAGUGUCCAGAAACAGUCUGUGAUGGCGAUAUAUGUAAUGGCAUAAUUUGUGAAAGAAUGAGGACUCUUUUUGGUGCAUAUUUGGAUUAAAGUAUCAAGUGAAAUGUGAUAUGUAGUAAAUAUAUUUCAUCAAACUGGCAUACAAUAUGUUGUUUGAUUUUUCUUGUUGCAUUGACUAGCCAAAUAUUCUAAUUGAAAUUGUCAUAGUAGUUGUUACUUAUGUUAUUUUAUAAAUUUGCGUGUUUACAUAUUUAAAGUAUUUAUGUUCAGCUGUAGCUGAUACCAAAAUUUGGAGAGAACAAAUGCAUAUGAACAUACAGAGGCAGUUUAAUUUAACAGACGGCUAGCAGUAAACAAAAUAAAUGACACAUUUUAAGGUCAUAAGAGUUAUUUCGAUGUAACAAUGCAAAAUAAAAUUGUUUAGUUAUGGAAAGAGAAAAAUGUGACAGUUUUUUAGUAUCCUGCACAGUCAAUAAGUCUAUCAGAUUUGGAAAAAUGAGCAUAUGUUUUAUUUGCUUACUGUCUAUUUUGUAUGUAAUUUCUUUUGAGUGAUAAGGAGCUAAUGAAAUAAAUUGGUAGGCAUUUGUCCACUGUGUGUGUACUCAUCAAACGACUGCAUAAUGUGAUCCACAAUUUUCACACAUCAUUGCAUUACAUUUCACUCUAUUUUGUGAAUGUUUUCAGAUGUCUUUCUGUUGUACCAGUUUCUCAUAUAGAAUUAUUUUAUUUAUUUUUGUUGACAUUGUUUAAGUGUCUGAGCUGUGAACUUUUACCUGUGAUGUACACAUUACAAGUGUUAAAACUUGCAUGGAAAUUUGCACACGUAGUGGAAAAAUGUUGUAAAAUGCCUUGUACAGGUCAUUUCUCUUGUUGAAAAUGAGAAAAUUAGUUAUUUGGAGUAGAUGUGGUUAAUUUUCAUUUGACAUCACACCAAAUAUUAAUCAUCUCAUUAGUUUUGGUACUCAGAAACUGCAAUUCUUCAUAGUAAUGUCAGUUAUUCACAUAUUUUUGUGCAAAUUCCUUUACUUUCUGUUAAAGACUUAAAUAUUGUUCCCUACUUGCCAGUAAAUAGCAUCAAGUACUUACAGUUCCCCAGUUGCAAGAAUGGCUCUUGUUCAGUGUAUCAGCUGAAACAAUACAGUGUAUGUAAUCACAUCUCUGGUAGUAUAGAAAGUAAUGUUUGUGACAUUAAAAUGCAUGUCAAUUUUGCUGUCCAGUCACCUGUGCAGAGAACAAGAAAUAAUGAAAGUGUUUAACUUCCAGACCAGGAAGUGUAUCUCACCUUUUAAUACAGUAAGAUGUAAUAGCUCAGGCUAUACAUGUAAGACCUUUGAAUGUAAAAGAAAGAUAUUUUUGUAUAAGACAGUUUUUUAUUCUGUACCAAAUUGAAUAAAAUGUUGAAGUAACACUGUAUGGGUGUUUGUAACCCAUCAGUAAAGACUCAGUGGAAUGUUA
Molecule: messenger RNA, 7465 nt
Organism: Schistocerca gregaria
Lineage: Eukaryota; Metazoa; Arthropoda; Insecta; Orthoptera; Acrididae
Product: protein FAM91A1
Exons: 14
Coding region: 294-2915 (873 amino acids)
Source: RefSeq, a predicted model, not a curated record